AUGUCGUCCUCUAUUACCUCUCAGAACCGAUUCGCCUACUUCGGCAACGACGAAGAUGGCGAUGCCAAACCCGCUGCCCCCGUCAAGACUGUCGACAAGGCCACCACCCACACCACCAAGCGCAAUGUCGAGCCCCAGGCUCCCGUGAGAGCUGGUGGUGCUACUGGCAACCGUCGUGGCGGCCCUGGUGGUAACGAGGGCGCUUUCCGUGACCGCAACGCUGGCAGCUCUCGCAACCAGGCUCGCUCCACCGAUGACGCUCCCCGCGAGGGCGGCGCUCGUGGUGGCGCUGGUGCCCGCGUUCGUGGCGGCCGUGGUGGCCGUCGCCCCCGUGACCAGGAUGACCGUCACUCGCGCCAGAACCGAGACACUACUGCUAAGCAGACUGCUCAGGGCUGGGGCUCUACUGAGGGUAACGCCGAGCUCAAGGAUGAGCAGGCCGGCGAGGCUAUUGCUGAGGGCGACAAGAACGUCACUGCUGAGCCUGAAGCUGAGCCCGCUGAGCCUGAGGACAAGAGCGUCUCCUACGCCGACUACCUCGCCCAGCAGGCCGAGAAGAAGCUGGCUCUUGGCGGCCACAAGGUCCGUGAGGCCAACGAGGGCAGCAAGCUCGACAAGAAGUGGGCUGGUGCCAAGGCCCUCGAGAACGACGAGGAGGAGUACGUCUCUGCCGUCGGCGGCAAGAAGCAGCGUGAGCGUGAGCGCAAGGUCAAGCAGACCAUCGACUUCGACCCUCGCUUCGUCGAGUCUGACCGUCCCCGUGGCGGUGCCCGUGGUGGCGCCCGCGGUGGCGCCCGUGGUGGUCGUGGUGGUGACCGUGGUGACCGUGGUGACCGUGGUGACCGUGGCGACCGUGGCGACCGUGGCGGCCGUGGCGGCGAGCGCGGCGGCCGCGGCGGCGAGCGCGGUGCUCGUGGUGGUGCUCGUGGCGCUCAUUCUGGUGCUGCUAACAUCAACACCAAGGACGAGUCCGCCUUCCCCAGCCUUGGCGGCAAAUAA
Cordyceps fumosorosea ARSEF 2679 is the source of this 999-nucleotide messenger RNA. Its product is annotated as Stm1. Lineage: Eukaryota; Fungi; Ascomycota; Sordariomycetes; Hypocreales; Cordycipitaceae. The transcript has 6 exons. Bases 1 to 999 code for a protein of 332 amino acids. Gene Ontology annotation, cellular component: nucleus; cytoplasm. The record is from RefSeq and is a predicted model, not a curated record. Gene Ontology annotation, molecular function: RNA binding.